AGAAGAAGAAGAAAAACGUCUAAAGGAAAAUGGCUGCCGGUCAGUGUGUGGAUGGUUUCUUUUGGCUCCAACUGUAGUUUUUGAGGUGUUCGGGCAUGUGCUGUUGCGUUUAACGGGGGAGCACGAUGUUUAAAAAGGCGAAACGAGCGAAUUUCCGUCGGAGAAAUGAGUCGGACGAGGACGAGCAGGAGGAGGGCCAGCAGCCCCCGCUGGCGCCCACAUCGUUCGGGCCUUUUGUGGAGGAAAUCCCGUUCAUGGAGACUUCCAGCAGCAGCAGCAGCUUCACCGCAGCCCCCAGCAGCGCAGACAGCUUCCACAGCAACGGCUUCCUGUCAAACCUCAACAGCGUGAGAGCUGUCAAGAGGGAGAAGAAAGUGAAAGAUGUCGUCGCUGUGGUGCCAGGACCCACCAAAGCCAGUUUGCUGAGUUUCCACGAUGACGAAGAUGGAUCCGAGGUGUUCAGAGUGAAGAAAUCCUACCACAGCAAGAAGAUCGCGAAACAGCUGAAGAAAGAAUACAAGGAGGAUUUGGAGAGGUCUGGAUGUGUCAAGCAGGAAAUCAAAUCAGAUGCAACACUUCAGCUUCCUGUUGCCAUCAAAGAAGAGGUUACUAGUGCUGCAGGUAGUGAGCAUGGGGAAGAAGAGAUGGAGGUGGACAGUACAGAGGAGCAGGAGGAAGAGGCAAAGAGUCAAGGCAGCCAGGCACAUAGUCAAGUGGCCAAGAGCAACAACACCGGAUCAUCUUUCAACACACUUUCCUCCCUCGGCAGCCUAAGACCAGGUGAGAUCCCUGACGCAGCAUUCAUCCAUGCUGCCAGAAAGCGGCGGCAAAUGGCUAGAGAACUGGGGGGUGAAGCUCCACUGGUAGACACAGAGACCCCCAAGAAGCGUCUGGUACGAGAAGACCAAGACGCCAGUGACGAUGAAGACGAAGAGGAGAAGAGGAUCCGCUUUAGCGGAGUCAAGAACAAAAGCCAGAGACAAAAGAUUGCGGAGGAGAUAGGUAUCGAGGGCAGUGAUGAUGAGGCGUUAGAUACAGGUCAGGAUGAGGAGGUGAGCCGCUGGGAGCAGGAGCAGAUUAGAAAAGGAAUCAGUAUACCCCAGGUCCAGGUCCAGAGCAGCCAGCCAGAGGACAACACAGUCUACUACCAGAACAGCUAUGAGAGCCAGCCCUAUGGCUCCUCCUACAGCAUCCCUUUCACCUACAGCACUGUAGCCCCACAGACUGGCAAGCCAACUGGUCGAGCAGACAACGGCUCUGUUCACUACGGGGCUCCUAUUAGUGAUCUAACCCCAGUAACCAUUGAUCUGGUAAAGAAGCGCCUGCAGGAUAGACUCUGCCAAAUGCAUGCAGGCCACAAUGCAAACUCCAAGCGCUACAAACAGAUCGAAGAAGACCUAGCUGCCUCUGAGAGCACCAUACAGCAGCUGGAGGGCUCGUCCAGUGAUAAUGCAGAGCAAUAUAAAUUCUUGCAAGAGAUGCGAGGGUAUGUUGGAGACUUGCUUGAGUGUUUCAAUGAAAAGGUGCCUGCUGUCCUGGAGCUGGAGGCUGCCAUGCACCAGUUACUAAGGCAACGGGCCUCACGACUUGUCCAGAGAAGACAGGAUGAUAUUAAAGAUGAAUCGUCGGAGUUUGCAAGCCUUUCAAAUAAAGCUGUCAUGGCUCCUAAUUUAGACUCAUUUGGUCGUGACCGCGCAGCAUACCAAGAGCACAGUCGUCAGAGGAGGAUAGCAGAAAGAGAAGCUCGACGAACUCGACGGCGACAAGCUCGAGAGCAGAAUGGAAAGAGGGCCGAACACAAUGAAGGCUUAUCGUCUGAUGAUGAGGAAACGUCUACCGACAUCACCAGCUUCACCAUGGAGAAAGAUCGUAUCAGCAGGGAAUGUAAGAAAGUAUUUGAGGACGUGGUGGACGAUUUUCAUUCUCUUGACUGCAUCAAGUCCCAUUUUGAAGUGUGGAGGAGAGAAUACGCAGACUGCUACAGGGAUGCUUACAUUGGCCUCUGUCUGCCCAAACUCUUCAACCCGUUAGUCCGCCUGCAGCUGAUUACAUGGAGCCCACUCGAGGCACAGUGUGCAAACUUCGAGUACAUGCUCUGGUUUGAGUCGCUAUUGUUUUACGGCUUUGAGGAGAACGGCACGUUGCAGAAAGGAGAUGGAGACGCCAGUUUGCUGCCUGCUAUCGUAGAGAAGGUCAUCCUCUCCAAACUGACAGUGUUGACGGAGCAAGUGUGGGACCCGCUAUCCAGCAGUCAAACAGCCAAGCUGGUGGGCUUCAUUCACAGACUCAUGAAAGGUUACCCCACUGUGCUGCAUGGGGACAAUCGCUACACUGAGGAACUUUUGAAAUCUAUUGUCUUGAGGACCAGACGGACUCUGGAUGAAGACGUUUUCCUUCCACUCUAUCCCAAAAGUGUGUUGGAGAACAAGAACUCUGGUCCCUACUUAUUCUACCACAGGCAGUUUUGGUCCUGUGUGAAGCUGCUGGGCAACAUCCUGCAGUGGGAAGGCAUCUUAUCCAUUUCCUGCCUGAAGGACCUGGCGUUGGAUAGCACAGUCAACAGAUACAUCCUCUCUGCACUGCAGACCACAGAAACAGUGGAAGACAAUGUUGAGAAGUGCCAGAAGGUGGUGGAGUGUUUGCCCGUGCAUUGGUUCUCUGGGCUGAAGGGCCAGCAGACGUUGCCUCAAUUGGAGCCAUUCUGUCGGUACCUCACCCACCUGGCAAGCACACUGCACCGCGGCACUGUUGGCUUGUCUGAUGUGGAGCGGCGCACUGCCAAGGAUCAAGUCAGAGAGGUUGUGAAGAUGUUGGCCCGCAUGAACGCCCUGGACCACAUCGUCGCUGUGGCAGCAGAGCACGGCAUUAAAGACAUCAAACCAUUUCUGGAGGCCAUGUCAUAGAAGACGUCUGAACAGCAACCGCUCAUUUAUCUCCUGGUAUUUUCAGCCCAUCUUAAGCCAUGAGAUCGGAACAACGUGUGAGAGACUUGACUGAAAAUACUUGUAAAUAUUGUGAAUAAUGUACAGAAAGGUGUCCGGGCACACCUAUCAGCACAUGACUGAUGCUGAAAUCAGGCCUUUUGUUGUCAGCUCGAAACAGCAGCAAUGUUUUAAAUGCAUAAUUUAUUAGUAGUAAACAUUUGUUGAUAUGGAUUACUGUUCAGAAAAAUCACUUCUCACUAUAUUCAGCCUCCUUCCCUCACAUACUUUUCCGUAUGUGCCAAAAGAAUGUUUGUAGGUGGUAGAACCUACCAGAGAGACAACUUGUCUCUAGAGCAGCUCUCCCCUGCACCCAACAGACUGUCCUCAUGACCCUGCCAGAGCUGAAAGCUUUGUGAUUACAUUUGUAAGACUUUAUGUUUUAGUAUUCUGUUUGCCUGUGAAUAAAAUAUUCAUUUGAAAGAUU
Messenger RNA from Paralichthys olivaceus (Japanese flounder), 3408 nucleotides. RefSeq names its product PAX3 and PAX7 binding protein 1 (gene paxbp1). Gene Ontology annotation, biological process: positive regulation of transcription by RNA polymerase II; mRNA splicing, via spliceosome. The record is from RefSeq and is a predicted model, not a curated record. Gene Ontology annotation, cellular component: nucleus. NCBI's taxonomy places the organism in Eukaryota, Metazoa, Chordata, Actinopteri, Pleuronectiformes, Paralichthyidae. Gene Ontology annotation, molecular function: DNA binding.